Cimex lectularius (bed bug) is the source of this 2668-nucleotide messenger RNA. Its product is annotated as transcription elongation factor S-II-like. The coding region runs from base 301 to 1530 and encodes 409 amino acids. The record is from RefSeq and is a predicted model, not a curated record. Gene Ontology annotation, molecular function: transcription coregulator activity. Gene Ontology annotation, biological process: regulation of transcription by RNA polymerase II; positive regulation of gene expression. The transcript has 3 exons. Lineage: Eukaryota; Metazoa; Arthropoda; Insecta; Hemiptera; Cimicidae. Gene Ontology annotation, cellular component: core mediator complex; mediator complex; nucleus.
CCGUCGUGUGGUCGGCGUAUCGCACGCACGAGGAGACGCCGCAAAACUGCAGGCACGUGAAAAAAAAUUCCACCCCACGUUUUUAAACGGUCUGAUCGUAUAUAACAUGAAUAUUUAUCGUUUUGUAGGCUAGAAUGACUUUUAAAUUUACUACCAGUACUGGUAUUGUAGAAUUUCUUUCCUUUUUUUAAGCGUGUAUUUUCAGUGAGUCUCUUACCGGGUACCGAAUUUCUACCGGGUUGUCAAUUCCGAGGUGGCCGCAAAAAUGCCCAUCUCCGCUUUUACUUUAACGUUGUGGAUAUGGCAGCGGUGUUGGAGAUUGUUACCAUCUUGGAAAGAACUCCUAUUACAAAAGAAGCCCUUGAGACCACAAGAUUGGGUCGUGAUAUCAAUGAACUUAGACGUAAAACAAGAAAUGAAUCUCUUGCAAAACGAGCGAAGGAUUUGGUGCGAAGAUGGCGUGACUUGAUUCUUCCUCAGAACGAUGUUGCACAGACAGAAGCAACGCAACAAAAUGGAUCGAGUCGUAACUCAGCUCAGCCUUCUAGAGGUGGCAGUACAGUCUUAAGACCGCAUCCGAUUUCACCAGCCAUAUCCCUUCCCAACAGUGAUAAAAGUAGUGUAAGCCCAGUGCUUUCUACUAAAGUCGAGGCCGUUCCUAAAACACAUGCAGCUAACAAACGAUUACGGAAAGAGCCGAUUACUCCUCACGCAGUGCCUAGUAGCGAUGUGAAAAAAUCUAGUUUAGAAUCUUCUCCUGAGCUUCCUCCAAAUAAACGAGUCAAGUUAGAAGUAGCCUCACAAGAAACCACUGAUGGACCAUUACGUUUGAAUGGGGACCAUUAUGAUUCUGUCGGUUCUGACUGUGAAAUUGUAUCCGUCACGCCUGCACUGCCAAAACAGAAAACUAGGAAGAAGGCUCCAAAAGAUAGGACACAAAAAGAAAGUGUGGACGACAUAGUAAAAGAGAAAAUCGCUUCUAUAGCGAGAAUACCUAAAGUGAAAACGACUCAGGAGCUACUAGCCGGUUUACAGUCAAGAACUGGUGACAGCUCUUCAAAUAGUAUUUUACCGGUCGUAGACCACAACGUAGCAAAAAAUAAAACUGAACAUAUCGCAAGGUUUUUACGAUCGCAAGGUGAUGAAUCUGAAAUUAUCGAUGUAGAAAGUACAAACGAUAAUGAAACACCGAGUAACGUCGGCUCCAAUGAUGCUGCUACAGCCCAGAGUUCUGCUGUGAAAGAAGAAGCGCCGACUCUAAGAACUCCCGAAGAAAUUUUAGCUAGGUUACCUCCACUGGAUUUAGACUCGAUAAAUUGGGAUGAAACUCCGUUACCCUCUCCCACAACUCAAGAAGUGACAAGUGAAGAUGUUGACCGAGUACUUAAUCAACAGAUUCCAGGUCUUAACGGCAACUAUGAUGAAAGUUACAGGGACGAAAAAGUGUUUCGUGAGUGGCAUGAAGUUGUGUCUAGAACGUCUAUUAAUAGUGACUUAUUACAUAUACUGCCUUAUGUAGUCAUUGACUGAAUGAUUGAAGAUACGUUAAGUUGAUGUGCAUCCAAAAUAGUUUUAUAUUGCGAAGAAGGGCACACCAGUCUUUUUGUCACAAUAUUAUCUUUGAUGUAUAUAUAUUUUUUUCAUUAACAGGAGACUUUAGAUAUACCACCAAUAAUAUAUUUCUAAGAAUUAUUAUUCAAAUGUGCGAUCGAAGUGUUGUAUUGAGUUUUGAACUUGAAAUAUUUAAUUUUAUACCUAGUUAAUUGCACUUUUUUCAUGGACAAGCUCUUUUGAAGUGCCUACAGCCUGAACACGAUUUAUCUGUAUAGGCUAAUUAAUUAGAGCGUUAACAUGUUUUUGUUAAUUAUUUAUGUUAUUUGUUCUUUGUUCAUUUUUUCUUGUUAUUCCUGAGCGUUGUAUGGAGUACAGAAAGAUUGGUGUGACAAAAUUAAUCAAAUUAGCAGGUAAAGGUUUCUAAACAGAUUAUAUUAUUAUUAGUAUCUAGUCAGCCAAUUCUUCACUUUUAUCUGAUUUAUAUUAAUAUUUUGCAAUCAUAGAUAAUGUGUAGCUGAAUAUAUGUUUUUCUCUUUUUUUCCUUUUUUUUAAUUAUUUCAUAAUUAAUUGCUGUUAUUUUAGUUAUGAGUAUUUUGUUUUUAGAAAAUAUCUGUUUAACCAACCUACUAGAAAAAAAAAACAAAAAAAACUAUGUUACCAGUUUGACAUUCCCAACUUCUUCAAAAACAAAUUUAAAAAUUGGAUCACAUUUGUGCCCUGUGCCUUGUUGCCUCUUAAGGCGGCCUUUUACAUUACUGUCUCAUAAUAAUAUAGUCAAUGUUUACAAUUAUUAUAAAAUGCAUCUAAUUGGUUUUUGCCCAAAGACAAGUGUUAAGUUAUUUAGAUGGAUGAGGAAACUGAUAACAGAUAUACAUAUUCUUAACUAAAACAAAAAUAAAUCAGCAUAUUUUAUAGUUGCAUUUCACAAAGUAUAUUACCAUUAUUUUGUGAAAGUUUUGACAUUUUGAAACCAAGUUGAAAGACAUUUCUUUGUGCAUUUUUGCGAAAAUAAUAAUAGAUGUAUUUUACUAUGUGGUAAUCGUAUCAUUUAUUAGCAAUUGUAAUAUGCUACAUUAUGUAAAUAUUGGUAUAUAUUAUAUAAAUUUUAUCUUUU